Apis cerana (Asiatic honeybee) is the source of this 3409-nucleotide messenger RNA. RefSeq names its product Allatostatin double C. The record is from RefSeq and is a predicted model, not a curated record. Lineage: Eukaryota; Metazoa; Arthropoda; Insecta; Hymenoptera; Apidae.
UCCAUUACCCAGAUCCGAUCGUUCUGUACUCUGAUUGACUUUCGGUGUCGCGGACGCUCGCGUUUCCUCCGAUUUUUCAAACUUAUUACAAAAUUAUUUCCAUUCGUCGAAACUCGUCGAUAGGUACGAUACGCCGUACUCUCGAUCAAAAAUUCGAACUUCUCUCGCGAAAAAUUACACGCGACGCGUGUAAAAAUUGUACGCGUCAAUGUUCGUUUUUCUUUUUCCUGUUUCAACGAAGCGAACGUCAACCGUAAAAUCUAUUCGAUUGGAUGUAACGGAUGGAACGGUCCUCUCCCGCAGAGGAAAAAAGCAUUUUUGUCGUUUUCGUCGUUUUAUAACCGCCAUCACCGUGAUCGUAAGUGACCCAUUAGUGUACGAGUCGAGCUCGUUAAACUCCGUUUAACGCACACGCCAGUCAUUUCUUAAAUUCCCUUCUCGCAGAAUCGUCGGUCUCGCCACAUGUGUCUCUUCUCCUCCCUUUCCUCUUCUCUUCCUCACUAAGCUCCGGUUACCGAGUUUCUCUGUCGGGAAUGAAGAUUCAAUUUCGUUGGGUCGCGAGCGCGCAAACAUUGGUCCGUUCGUCGACGGCCAAUACGGAACGAGAUUUUUCGCGCGUGUUGCGUAUUGUGCAAAACGUAUCGAUGACAAACCACAAAUCACGUUACGACCUAUUAUUUCAAAGCGAAGUUGCAAAGCUGUUGUUCGAUCCCGUGACAUACGAAUCCAGAUCGCAUCUCUGUCAUUAGCUAAUUAAUGGUGGAACGAGUUGAAUCGGCGAGAGAAUCCGCGCGAUAUUUCUUUCGAAUCGAUCGAAGUUUUAGAAAAAUUGCAAAUUGGCUGUGAUUUUUAUCGAUAACGAAUUAGAGGAAGAGUUUUCACUUUCAGUUCGUCAGGUUCCGUGAAAUCGCGGUUUUAUCAAACAUUCAGAAUCUGUAGAAAAAACGAUGGAAAAAAAAGAAAAUAUACACAAAAAGGGAAAGACGUUUCUUUUCCCUGCUCGAAUAUUCAACGAUCCUUUUUUUUCCCCCUCUCGAUACGAUUCUCGAUGUAUUUCUCGUAUAUAUAUUCACGAUACGUUGCGAUUAUUCUUGUAAAUUGAAGAAUAAUAGGAGAAUCGGUCGCGAAAGGAAAAAAAUACUUUUGAUAUAUUGCCAAGGAAAACUAAUUAUUCCCGUAAGAUUGUGCUGUAAGUUGAUCGGAGAAUCAAAACUGAUAGCAAUUUUUGUCUCGAUCAACACAUCGACAGUUAAUAUUUCAAACGCGCUUCCGUUUAUCGAUUUGUCGAACGAAUCAAGGCGAAGAGAGAGAAAAAGAGUAGCGCGCGUAGAGAUAAAGAAAGAAAGAGGGGGGGGGAGGGGAAGGAAAGAGAGAAAAGAAGAAUAAAAAUGAAGCGAGAAAGUUGACAUUGGUCACGUAUCUGGCCACCAGAGCGUGUUAGUCGUUAAUUAUAAUCGGCACGUGACACCGGAACUCGGUUAAUUGUACGGAUCCGUUUUUUUCUCGUGAACCACCUGUCGCAUUUGCGAUUCCGCUCGAGCGGAUACUCGUUUUUUCCCAUUUUUCCCUUCGCUAAAUGGAAUCGAAGACAAAUAUUUCUCUCUCUCUCUCUCUCUCUCUCUUUCUGUUCAGACAAACGCUUUCAGUAAACUUGUUUAAUUCGAUUCACAUUGAAAACAGUAGCGUAUAGUAAUCGAUGAGCAGUAUAUAUAAAAGAACGACAAAGGAUGAAUUCUGUUAUUAGGAAGAGCGGGGAUUAAGAUCGAGCCGGUAAAUUUUCCGACUUUGGAAUCCAAGUUAAUAAUUCCCCGACCAAUUUCCGAGUUCCAAACUAUUCUCUCACGAAAUUCGUUCGAAGGCUGCGACCAAUCUCGUGCGUGUUCUUCCAUUCCACUUUUCCGCGUAACUCAAUUUUCGUAUCUACGUUAUUCUUCGUCGAUCACCAACUUGGAAACUCUCGUUACACCUACCAUGCACAUAUAGAACGCGUUUGCACGUCAAACUUGCCCUCUCGGUCUCUCGAUUUUCCAAUCCUAAUCGUUGCAAUGCUGUGUUCCUACAUCUUACAUAGUAUCCUCGAUAAGAUUUUCUUCUUCCCGUCCACGCGCGUUCCUUCGCGACUCGUUGUUCCAGAUUGGCGGAGGACGAGUUUUGCCAAUUAAUUCGCGGCGAAGGAGGGCGAAAUUUUCGGAUGUCACGGAAGGGAAGAAAAUAGGCGGUGCGUGAGAAUCGGAGGAAAUGUGCGGUUUCGCGGAUCGGAUAUAUUCUCGAGCGCCUGCGUAACGUCAGCCACGCGUACAUAUAUAUAUAGGAGGUUGCCGCUCGAGGCGUCACAUUGCGUCCUCGAGUACGUCCUUCGUCUUCCUGGGACAAGCAACGCGCAGGAUAUCUUUCGAUAUAUAAUCUUCGCUCGGUUAUACCGCGACGCGCUCCUUUUUCAAUUUCCACGAGAGGAAUCGUGCCAGGACUCUUUCUCCUUCUCUCUCUCUCUCUCUUUCUCACUCUCUCGGGCUCGAUCUUACUCGCGAGGAUCGCCGCGAUUUCGAUCCUCAUCCAAGAUCCUCCACGCGAGAGGAAGAAAAUAAAUAAAUCUUGGACUCGGAUGCGAUAAUUCGUUUCCGUAAUUGAAUAAAUCGUAUAUUUCUCGGGAGAGAAAUGGGCAAAGUAGUGAUUCCAUGGCUGAUGGUGGCGAUAGUGCCCAUGAUCGUUGCAACCAUCGAGCAGCGUGCUCUCGGCAAGAGGAACGUCCUGGCCAAUUUCGAUUAUCCCGAUUAUUCGACCAAGUACGACGAGUAUCCGGUGGUGGUACCAAAGAGGGCAGCCCUUUUGUUCGAUCGAUUAAUGGUUGCGUUGCAAAAGGUUGUCGACAAUCAGAACAAAGAAUUGGAUGGCAGUAGACCGUUCGCAAGAUCGCCUCAUCUAUCGAUCGAGAAUUCGCAAAUUAUUCCUUCUACGGACGACCAAACGAUGAAGAUGGAUCUUCAGCGACGAGGUCAAGCGAAAGGGCGUGUUUAUUGGCGUUGUUAUUUCAAUGCUGUGACGUGUUUCAAGAGAAAGUGAUAAUAAGCCAACGUAACCAGUCUUCGAAACCCGACUAUUCGCAUGCUUUCCCCGGUUGAAAGAGAAACAAAUAAAUCACACAAAUUCAGAACAAAACUAGAUCUUAAAUCCAACGAUGAAUCUAUCAUUUAUUUCGAAUCGAAUUAUUUUCUCGCUUUCGAAUCACUUCUCAUCUAUCUUCUUGAUGACUAUUUAAGUUCUUGCGUAUCAUUAUUAUGAAAUGUGGUGCGGUUGUAUUAAACAGUGUUAACUAAUAUAUCUGUCUGAUUUAUAAAACGAUCGUUAUACAAGAUUAAAUAUUAAGACGAAUCGAAUUAGACGAAACGUUAUCUAUUCGAUUAGUUUAAAA